AUGACUAUUUCCGACGAAGAAAUACUUGUAUCUCGACCUCCACAAUUUCAACAAAGAAAAUCUCCAUCUCAACCUAUUCGUAUUGAAUGUCGAGCUGAAGAACGACAUUUUAUAAAUUCUACUCCAUUGAAAAUAAGUGGUUCUUCAAAACCAAUUCGUUAUACAACGAAUGAUUCAAAUGAACCAGGACAAUAUCGUUCUGAAAUAGUCGUUCAUAAUAAUCCUGCUGUGAAUUUAUAUAUAAAAAAACUUCGUGUUGGUUUUCAUACACAUGAUGAUUUAGCAUUGAAUAAUACAAGAUCUCCACGUCCAGCAGCACGUCAUCAUUCAAUAAAUGGUUUAUCAGAUGAAAAUCAACGUCAAAAAUCAGGAAAAUAUCGAUCAAUUUCAUUACCAAGAUCAAAUUCUCAAGCAAUGUUACAUCAAUGGAUUGAUGAUAUUUGUUCCCAUGAAAAAUUAUUGGCUAACGAUGAUAUUUGUUUUUUUCUUAAAAAUGGUGAAUUUCUUGCUAGAAUCUAA
Messenger RNA from Adineta steineri, 519 nucleotides. The record is from the annotation of a GenBank genome assembly. Lineage: Eukaryota; Metazoa; Rotifera; Eurotatoria; Adinetida; Adinetidae.